This is a messenger RNA of Hypoxylon trugodes, 1446 nucleotides long. RefSeq lists its product as uncharacterized. The transcript is spliced from 5 exons. NCBI's taxonomy places the organism in Eukaryota, Fungi, Ascomycota, Sordariomycetes, Xylariales, Hypoxylaceae. The record is from RefSeq and is a predicted model, not a curated record. Bases 509 to 1309 code for a protein of 266 amino acids.
GGAGGUUACAGUGUCCUCCUCAUUUCCGUCUACUUCCACGGAGGUGAUCGGCCAUGGUAGUGCCGCUCCGUAAUAGAAUGGCGAUCUUCCGCAUAAGCAGCGGUGAUUCGAUGACAAUCCGAAUCGCCGUGGAUGCAAUUCAACUCGUACAAAUACUAUGUUGGAAGUAGGCUACAUUCGCCGGGCGCUUAUCCCGUCGUAGCCAUUUGUCUCCCUUCGGAGGAUCUAGAUUCGGCGUAAUUACUACACCUUCGCGGCUUGACUUUCAUCCGACUCGUAACACUGAAUAAUAAUCGCACCAAUUCACCAGCUAAGAUCGAUGUAUUUCAUGUUCAUUAAUCGGAUUUUCUCAUGUCACCGAGCGCGGGACCGAGAAAAAAAAAAUCGAAGGGAAAAAUAGGAAGGUGUAAGUAGGUAGGUUAUAUCGUUUUAAAUCGUUUCUCAUUGUCCGCUCCUCGGGCAGUUAAUUGUUAUUUUCGCAUUUGAAUUCUUUCCGAGUUGAUCUCCAAUGGGCUCCUGGGUAGUGAUGGCGAUCCCAAGUAAUGUAUACCAACAACCCAAAUUAGGACACUCCGCACAAUUAUCGCCGCAGAUGGCCGGCCUGGGCGAAGCCUCGGACUGGGACACGACCAUUCUGGUGACAGAUGACUGGAUGAAGGUUGCGUCGAUGAAAGUGGCUUCAGAGAGGAGGCACAGCGGAUGGGAAUCAGUAGAGAAAAAAUGGUCGGAGAAUGCACCAGCACCUCAGCGUGCUGGCCUAAAGCCGCCAAGUGAAUCCACGAAGAAAGCCGACGAGGCUAUGGCCCGAUUUCCUUACCCGCAUAUCCCCAUCCCAACUCCGCAGUUGGAUUUUGAUUUCCGAAUGAAAGUUCUUUUGAAUUCUCAAAGUGCUUCCGUAGCUGUUGGAGAUAGUUUCAAGAAGUUAUCUACGCUUUCCGAAGGUACUUGGUCAGGACGUUUUGGAUAUGGUUUAGUUGUCAACGGGGGACAAGAGAGCCAAGAUGUUGUUCAAGAGAAUUUGACAGCAACCCAGGUGGAAGCUACUCAUCGACUACAAACUGGAGAUGAAGUACCAGCAUACAUUGAGUGCAAGAUACGAGGAAAUAUGAUUGGACAACCGGAGUUAGUGAAGGCGCUUCAAGACCCUGGAAGAUCGGGAGUGGACCCCAGAUCCUGCCGAUUCAGGGUAUUCAUCACUAUGAAAACCUCCGACGAACGAUACGCGAAUAAGUUGAAUGCUGGCAUGUGGGUCGGAAGUUGCCUCUGGAAAGGCCUUGAAAUCAUAUAUGACGUAUAUAGAAUAAGUUGACGAAAUCACAGCAUUAAAAUGCAGAAGAAUGAAUGUUCAAGGGUUAGGAAAGGGCUGGGAACGGAGGCAAAUUGCUCGCAUCGGACUUCGGAGUUUGGCGUUUUCGAUUCAGCCAAGAAAAUUCAGUAUAUUCCCAC